Molecule: messenger RNA, 369 nt
Organism: Nicotiana attenuata
Lineage: Eukaryota; Viridiplantae; Streptophyta; Magnoliopsida; Solanales; Solanaceae
Product: basic blue protein-like
Exons: 2
Coding region: 1-369 (122 amino acids)
Cellular component (GO): plasma membrane
Molecular function (GO): electron transfer activity
Source: RefSeq, a predicted model, not a curated record
AUGUCAGGAGGAAAGAGAGUCACAAUUAUUGCCGUAGCUGUGAUGCUAUGCGUCCUUCUUCAAACCAGCAUUUCAAAAGCAGCUACAAUUCCUGCUGGUGGUGCUAAUGGUUGGGGUUUCAACAUGAAUGGUUGGCCUAAUGGCCAGACUUUCAAGGUUGGCGAUGUCAUUGAAUUUAAAUACAUGGCUGGGAUGCACAACGUUGUGAAAGUGAGCAAGGCAGGAUUUGACGCUUGUGAUGGUACCGGAGGACAAGUUUUUAGUUCAGGAGACGACAAAGUAACACUUGUACAAGGAACACAGUACUUCAUUUGUACCAUCGGGCCACAUUGUUCUAAUGGCGUUAAGGCUGCUGUCACUGCCAAUUAA